AUGACCACGUUGGCCGCGGAGAUCAGGAACAGACUGAAGGAAGAUCGCAGAGAGAUGGAAGCCAUGCUGCUAGAAAUUGACGAUAAGACGAACGAAGGGGACGAUGACACCGUUACGAUGUUGGAUCGACACUACUCGGAAGAGGCGACGAAGCUACUCCGACUGGACGUCACUCAGGCCCUCGAGAGGCUCCUACAGAGUGUGGAAGAUGCCCAUAAGGAUAUCCUCUGUUCGAUCACGACAGACAGUGACAGAGCUGAGGAAGUUACUAAGGUCAAGGAGGAGCUGGCUACGGCACUUGCUGCAUGCGUGGAGUUGCAGCAGUCGGAGAAAAGUAGAUUCCUCGAGGCAAUCGAGUCUCUCUCUGCGGAGGUGGAUACACGUAUAAAGAAAGAAGUCGAAUUGGCUGAGGCGUCGCGGGUCUGUACAGAGCGUGCUAUGCUAGAUGAUCAGCUUGAGCUUAUCCGGGAUGUCAGUGAUGAGUCGAUCGAUGCUCAUAAAAAGCAGCUGAUGCAGCUCGUGAAAGAUAUUGGUGCAGCUUUCAAAGGAGCGAAUGCUUCUAAUAGGAAGGUCGAUACGGCAGUAAAUGAGAUCGCAAAACGGUUGGAAGAGACCUACAAGGAGCAGAUUUCGGUUUUACGACAGGAGAUGGAAGAGUACCAUAAGUCAGAGAUGGAAGCAGCUGCCAACGAACUACAAGACAUUUUCUCAUCCGAAGUCUGUCUGUUACAAGAGCAGCUCACAUAUGUAAUGACGGAACGUGAUGAGAUUCAAGCGAAGUUGCUGAAUGCGCACGGAGAAACCCAAGAGAAGAUUGACAAUUUUGUAGCAGAACUCGCCAAAGCCGUUGAAACGAAGCUGAAUGAGGCGAUCGAAGAUUUGGAGUGCAGAUUCACCCGUUUCUGUGAGUGCCAAGUGGACGAGGCGGCCGCAGCUAACGAGGCAUGGGAUGACGAGCGAAGGGAGUUGCUCGCGCAGAUACGGCAUUUGAAACUCAGCAUGACCACGCAAACGCCUGUCAGCAACAAGGGACAACACAUCGUCAGUGCUAUUGAGAAUGCUCUAUUGGAAGGCAAAGACGUCGCCGACGUAUACGCGAGGGAAGCGAAGAGGCUGAUAGACCGACUGCCGAUCCUCAAGCUAAUCGCUCAGCGUGAAUAUUUGUCUUGCAAAAGAGGCCUCGCUAGCGAUGGCUCGGUGGAAGAUGAAGAAGACGUGGAAAAGAUUGACAAAGAAAUCUUGAAGACCAUCGACGUGUAUGAGGCGAAGUACGAUGAAUCCUUCAUAGUUGGUGAUCGAGUCUAUCGAGACAUGCUUUCUAAUUGA
This is a messenger RNA of Perkinsus marinus ATCC 50983, 1326 nucleotides long. Its product is annotated as Myosin-2 heavy chain, non muscle, putative. The transcript has 13 exons. Lineage: Eukaryota; Perkinsozoa; Perkinsida; Perkinsidae. Bases 1 to 1326 code for a protein of 441 amino acids. The record is from RefSeq and is a predicted model, not a curated record.